Messenger RNA from Drosophila ananassae, 568 nucleotides. RefSeq names its product larval cuticle protein 65Ag1. The record is from RefSeq and is a predicted model, not a curated record. Gene Ontology annotation, cellular component: chitin-based extracellular matrix. Gene Ontology annotation, molecular function: structural constituent of chitin-based larval cuticle. NCBI's taxonomy places the organism in Eukaryota, Metazoa, Arthropoda, Insecta, Diptera, Drosophilidae. The transcript has 2 exons. Bases 92 to 409 code for a protein of 105 amino acids.
CCAUCUACCUAUAAAAGUGUAACCUGGCCAGCAGUGAGCAUCAUUCGUCGCGAACUCCUCGAGAUCAAAGCACAAAACAACCAAAAUCACCAUGAAAUUCCUGAUUGUCUUCGUCGCCCUUUUCGCCCUGGCUGUGGCCGCCCCCGCUGCUGAGGAAGCUCAGAUCCUGCGGUCGGAGUCUGACGUUGGACCCGAGGGCUUCAAAUACAGCUGGGAGACCAGCGAUGGUCAGUCCGCUCAGGCUGACGGACACCUGAACAACGCUGGAACCGAGAAUGAGUCCCUCGCCGUCCGUGGCUCUUUCUCCUUCGUGGCUGAUGAUGGUCAGACCUACACCGUGAACUACAUCGCCGAUGAGAACGGAUUCCAGCCCCAGGGUGCCCAUCUGCCCGUUGCCCCUGAGGCCUAAGCUGAGUUGCUUUUGAGUGAAGCAGCUUUAAUGCCAAGUCCUACCCAUCCCUUGUUAAUACCUGAAAUCCUUACCAAAUAGAUCCUGUCCAUUUUGUAUGGCAGGAUCUAAUUCAAUUCCCCAAAUUGUUGAAAAUAAAGAGAGAAAAUGAAAACCUAA